Molecule: messenger RNA, 2558 nt
Organism: Penicilliopsis zonata CBS 506.65
Lineage: Eukaryota; Fungi; Ascomycota; Eurotiomycetes; Eurotiales; Aspergillaceae
Exons: 3
Coding region: 308-2488 (726 amino acids)
Biological process (GO): lipid metabolic process
Molecular function (GO): triacylglycerol lipase activity
Source: RefSeq, a predicted model, not a curated record
CUAACAGCCAAUGCAUGGUAUCCGCCCGAAGAGGAAAAAACCCUUGGGCCAUCCCUCGUGACGUCGUCGUCCAUUCCUCAGCUGGCACGACCCUCGUGAACGGGGACUGACUGACUGACUGACACCAGGGCAAAAAGCCUUCUGCACUGCCAGCUCUCUUCAUCUCUUCAGCGUGUGUUUUGUUUUUGAUUUUGGACAAAAGGUACCCUAGGUAGCCUUUUCGUAUAUAUGGUCUGUCUGUACUGCCUACUACUACUCUCCCUGUCGUGUCUGGAGCGUCGUUUUUAACCGCCCCCCCCCCCCUGUCAUGUCCCUUAUUCGCGACUCUACCAUAGUCCAUACAGCAUAUCGUGGUACAAAUGACCGGGAUGGGGAUGCACCAGGAUCCCGGGAUCAGCGGUCGAAACGUGCCCUGCGGACCUCGUUAUCUUUUCCCUCAGUCUCGUCGGUCGUUCGCAAGUCGUUGAACUGGGCAGAGGAGACCGUGGACGCCUAUCGCAAUGGGCUCUCCAAGGAACAAAAAAAGGUGAAGGUAGAUGCGGAGAAUCGCAGGGAGGUGUUAUACUUUAAGAUGGAUAACGCCGUGUCAUUCGACGAAUGGCGCAAUUGUGCCUGCGAACUCGACGAGCUAGAAGGGAAUAACGAGUGGAAACGCACGUUUGAAUGCCUCGACUACCAGCCCGACCUGGUACGAGAACGGUUGCGCCAGCUGGAAGACGCUCGCCUUAGCUGCGAUGGGAGUCGGAUGCUGUUUUUGAUUCGCACUACAUUUAGCCGUGAUCUCGGGAACAUGAGCCAUGCAAACCUCUACCAACAUUCUCAUGUGGGCACCAAGGACAUGAUCGAUCGGUAUAUCACCGCUGCGCUAGACACGAUAUCCACACUGGUCAAUCUCUCGGGCCGAAGUCGUUGCGAUGCCUUGGAGAUGAAGUAUAUUCUGGAUCAGCUGUUGGCGGCGCGCCAGGCGUUUGGAAGAAGUGCGCUGCUCUUCUCCGGCGGUGCCACAUUUGGGAUGAACCAUAUUGGUGUCUUGAAGGUGCUUUGGGAGGCCAAGCUGCUGCCGCGCAUAAUCUCCGGUGCUUCUGCGGGUAGCAUCGUUUGCGCAGUCUUUUGCACUCGCACCGAUGAUGAAAUCCCUGCUCUUCUUGGCUCUUUUUCUCAUGGUGAUCUUGCAGUCUUCAAUGACCCGGGGAAGGAAGAGAAUAUUCUACAGAAGACUGCUCGUUUUUUGAAAUACGGCUCAUUUUUGGAUAUCUCCCAUCUUGCCAAGGUCAUGAGAGGCUGGCUCGGGGACAUCACAUUCCAGGAGGCCUACAAUCGGACGCGAAGGAUAUUAAACAUCGGGAUCUCCAGUGCGGGGAUUUACGAGCUUCCUCGACUUUUAAACUAUAUUACGGCCCCGAAUGUUCUCAUCUGGUCUGCCGUAGCCGUAUCUUGCUCGGUACCACUCGUCUUCACCCCUUCUACUCUCAUGGCAAAAGACCCUCUCACGGGGGAGGCGGUCCCAUGGAGUGACAUGCACCGGCAGUACAUCGACGGUUCCGUCGAUGGCGACCUACCCAUGACACAGCUGUCAGAGAUGUUCAACGUUAACCAUUUCAUUGUUUCACAAGUGAAUCCACAUGUGGUCCCUUUCUUACCUAAAGACGAUGGCCCCUCUCGAGAGACGAAGACCCGCGCGUCACUCACAUCAGGCUGGGUAGAGACUAUUACGCAUCUAGCUAAGGAUGAAAUGCUACAUCGCAUGACAGUGAUGUCGGAUCUGGGGAUCUUCCCGACCGCCUUCACCAAAGUCGUGUCGAUCAUCAACCAGAAAUAUGUUGGAGACAUUACCAUAUACCCGGAGAUUCCAUACGCCAACUUUCCGCUGAUGCUGAAGAAUCCGACGACAGACUUCAUGCUGAAGGCAUGCCUGAGCGGAGAGCGAGCCACAUGGCCCAAGUUAGGCCGCAUACGCAACCACUGUGCGAUUGAGUUGGCGCUCGAUUCAGCGAUCCAGACGAUGCGGGCACGGGUCGCGUUCAGCCCAAGCUCAAUCGACUUGCGGGCCCAUGACGCCCACACCCACUCGAUUGACUCCCUUGAUAGCAACGGUGGGAAGCAGGAGAGGAGGUUCCACCGGCGGCGGAGCUCGUACAGCCAGGAAAUCGAGCAGUCUAGGCACGCCGCAAGCCAUUGUGACCGCUGUCGCCCGGGGGACUCUCUUCGCAAGACACGUAGCACCCUGUGCCUCGACCACCGCGACUCCUAUCGCACUGCGAUGGGCGGUGACGGCGCCUUUGUGUCUGGGUCCGACAGCGACGAUGACAUCGGCGGUUUCUCUGCCGCCUGGGAAGUGUCCUCUGCAAGGUAUCACCCGAACCACCGUCGAUGGUCCUGGUCGUUGGCGAAACAAGUUCUGUCUCCCCCGAUGAAUCCUGUAUUGACUUCUCCAUUGAGCUCGAACAAUCCCCGGAACCCGGUUUCCAUUGCUACAGUUGCUGAAUGAUGGUAUAAACAAGAAACCAUUGUUCUAGAAGAAAUACCCUAGUCUAUGCUUUAUCUUAUUUAUACGAUAG